UCCCUUCCCUCCCUCCCUCCCUCCUUCGCUCCCUCUGAGCCUGUGCGGAGACCAGCUCGGUGCGGCGGCCCCGGGAGGACCAUGGCAGGGAGCUCCGGUUAAACGCGUGUGGGUGCCACCGAGCUGGAGAGGACACCUUCGCCGGCAUCGCUGCCUUUUUUGAGGGGGGGCUUAUUUAAACGACUGAGUCAUUCCAGAUUUAGGAUUCCCUAAAUAAUCACCAACUGUGCCCGUCUCGUGCCAAAAGGCAAGCGGGAAGAACAAGAGCGCCCGCUCUUGGGACCCCGCGGAUCGCUUCUCGCGGGCUUCUCCCGGGGGUUGCUUGGCCCUCGAGGAUCUCCCAGCGUCCCUCCCUCCCUUCCUCCCUUCCUCCCUCCCUCCCCCUCUUCCCUCCCCCCUCCCUUGCCUCCUGCUCUCUUUGCAGUGCUGCUGGAAUCAGAGUCGCCCUCAAGCAGCUGGAAACAGCUGCCCCGCGCCCCGCGUCCCUACCCAGACUCUAGCUACCCGCUCCCACUUUGCGCCUCUCGGAAUCCCAGAACUCGGGCGGCGGGCCCCCCGGAGAGCCGCAGCCGGAGCGAUGCGUUCCGUAGACCUCACCCAGCCGGGACGGACCUCCUAAUCUCCAGACCUGCGGGCCGCAGGGAGUUCAAUUGCUGCCUUCCUCUCCUCUCUGGCGGUUGGUGGCUCAUUUUCUAAAGGAACGUGUGUUGUUUUUUUUCCUCCACUUUUUAGUAUUUUUUUUUAAACCGGGGCACUUUAAGUCGCCUGGGUCCAGACUCUGCUUUGUAAACGGGUUUUCUAUGUAUGUGUGUGUAGAUUUAUUUCGGACACCUUGCCACGCUUGCUCCUCUCCAACGGGGGCACGGCUGCUUCUUUGGGACAUCCUUUUUCCCUCUUCCACUUGGUACCCCGAUCGUGGUUGUGACCAAACUCCCCACUGCCCCUUUGGACGUGGAUCGCCUUGAGGUGCAAGUUUGGGGUGCAAAGGACUACUUCGCAGGAAGGCCUGAGACCGCCCCGCCCCCCUGCCGCCAGCGGUUGGGCAAGUUUACAUCUGGAUUUUCACACAUUUUGAUUGUCACUGCCCAGUCUCCUAUUAACCUUGUGGGAGCCAGGUUUUCGAUACGGAAGCCUCCUCAAAUACUAGCACUGCCUGCCCGCGUUUGCUCUUUCCCUCUGGGCCACCGAGGUCCUGCCCUCGCCCGGGCGGAGCGCGAUCUCUAGGGCGCAGUGGAGCCUGGGGCCUGGGGCUCGCGCUGAGCAGCUAUGGCUGCGGCGAUAGCCAGCUCCUUGAUCCGGCAGAAGCGGCAGGCAAGGGAGUCCAACAGCGACCGAGUGUCGGCCUCCAAGCGCCGCUCCAGCCCCAGCAAAGACGGGCGCUCCCUGUGCGAGAGGCACGUCCUCGGGGUGUUCAGCAAGGUGCGCUUCUGCAGCGGCCGCAAGAGGCCCGUGAGGCGGAGACCAGAACCCCAGCUGAAAGGAAUUGUGACAAGGUUAUUCAGCCAGCAGGGAUAUUUCCUGCAGAUGCAUCCAGAUGGUACCAUUGACGGGACCAAGGACGAGAACAGCGACUACACACUCUUCAAUCUAAUUCCUGUGGGACUGCGUGUGGUGGCUAUCCAGGGGGUGAAAGCCAGCCUCUAUGUGGCCAUGAAUGGUGAAGGCUAUCUCUACAGUUCAGAUGUUUUCACCCCAGAAUGCAAAUUUAAGGAAUCUGUGUUUGAGAACUACUACGUGAUCUAUUCUUCCACACUUUAUCGCCAGCAAGAAUCAGGCCGAGCGUGGUUUCUGGGACUCAAUAAAGAAGGUCAAAUCAUGAAGGGGAACAGAGUGAAGAAAACCAAGCCUUCAUCACAUUUUGUACCGAAACCUAUUGAAGUGUGUAUGUAUAGAGAACCAUCACUACAUGAAAUUGGAGAAAAACAAGGCCGUUCAAGGAAAAGUUCUGGAACACCAACCAUGAAUGGAGGCAAAGUCGUGAAUCAAGAUUCCACAUAGCUGAGAACUCUGCCUUUCUUCCCUCUCCUUCCUUUCCUUCCUCUCCCCUCCCCUCCCUGGUUCCCUUCCAACAAAUCCACCCAGGAGAGAAAAAUAAAAUGGCAUCGCAGGACCUAGUAGCUAAGAUUCUGCACUCAAAAUCUUCCUUUGUGUAGGACAAGAAAAUCGAACCAAAGCUUGCCUGUUGCAAUGUGGUAGAAAAUUCACGUGCACAAAUAUCACAUAAAAAAAAGCAAUGGAAAAAAAUAAACCAGGACUCCACAAACAUUAAAUUAAGCUGUGUUGUUAUUAAUAGAGGGCUAAUUGUCAUGAAGACAUUACUGUAAAUAAGAUGAAAUAAAAUUAUUACAUAAAAGAAAAGGAUUUAAGAGAAAUGAACUUAGAGAUCAAUGUUAGACCUUAAAUUGCUCAAACUCUGGAAAAUGCUGUGAUAAUAUUUGUUUGAUUUUUUUUUGUAUUUUCUUUGGACAUCUGGAAAUUAUAUAUGAUUAUAUCUUGUAACCUGGAAAUUUUUUUAGCCAUGAAAUUAAACUAUGUAUAAAUUAUACUCUUCUAAUGCCUAUUAGGUAUGUAACCAGGAAUCAUUCAACAUGAAAAACAUUUAAAAAUAUUACUCUUGAAGCUGUUCAGGUUGGUUUUUGUAAAAGAAUAGUCUUGUAUUGAAUUGUGAACAGUAGUAGCUGAUUUAAUUCCUUCAUUAAGAGGCAGAUUCUCCUAGGAGAAUAUCCUAUUUCCUCAAAGUAUUAAUUGAAAAUCUCAUUUUUAAAAUCAUACAGAAACAGAAAUUCUUCUCCUAAAAGCUGAAGUAACUUUUGGAACUCUUCCACCAUUGCUAUGUCUUUGUGGUUAGACAUAAGUUACUUGCUCUUUUGAUUUGUUCUUAGUUUUUAUUUUGGGGACACUCUUGAGAGUAUAGGUGCAUGUCUAGCUUUCUUAGAGAGUUUGGUACAAUCUCUUGUAGUAGGGACAAAGAAUGAAUGGUUUUACAUAAGGUAAUAAGUCCAAGGAAAUGAGUCAAAGCAAAUAACAUUUGCUUUUGUACCUAAGCAGAGCUGAAAAAUAUAGUGGUUUGUUUUCUAGACUCUGUGAGAAACUGGAAGAUAUGGAUGUGAGAUUCUUUACUUACUAUCUUUAUGAAGCCAGUGGCUUGUUUGUUGAUAUCUAUUCACAUUUAUAAGUCUAGAUGAAAGUAAGUCUGUCUUGGAGCUGAUAGAAAGUUACUAAUUAUGCACUGAAUUUUCAAGGAACAUGGAGAAAUGAUAUGGAAUUAGCAAUUGUGAUUCCAAUAGAUGGAAUUGUUUGAGUAGCUUGAAGUAGCAAAAAAGAACUCACUGUAAGAGUAAGCAAACACACUGUUAGGGAUUCUAAUAUAUUAGAAAAUACAAGCAAAGAAGUGAGUGUUAUACAAUUGCAUUGGAAUAAGUAGAUCUACAUAGCCCUAUCAAUCAGGAAUGGUGUAGAGACAUCCAAAUUAAAACAAUAAAACAAAACAGAACGCUAAAAACUGUAUGCAGAUUUAUGGAUAUUAUUAAUGAGAAGACUUAGCAUGUAACUUCUCCUAUAUCUCUACUGUCCAGCAUGUAUUAUUCCAAAUAUGACUCCCUAAAAUAUAUACACUUUGCAGAAGCUCUAGGCCCUCACCUCAAACCAUGCCAUCAGUUGCUGUAUUCUUUCAAGGUUGACAUAGUGCCCCUGACUCUACACAAUCAUUAUUCUUCAAUGUGCUUCUUGUCCCUCACCAAGUAUCCUGUUUAUGUUCUCAGUGGGUAGCAGGAAAUGAACUGGGAGAAUUUGCCUGAGUCAAGGAGAAUAAAUGAUAUACAUGUAGACAAGAAUUUUGAACACAUUUGCAGUGGAUACUUGUUUAAUCAAACUAUAUGGAAAAUAACAAAUAAAUACAUUUAAUUUUUUUACAAAAAGGAAUGUUGCUCUUUGAGGAAAAUAAUACCCUUGUAAAUAUUCAAAUCUGGCUGUAUAUUCCUUGUCACUGUUGAUAUCACUUCACUAUAAGUACACCUGUCACUUUCAGGACCAAACAGAUUCCAAGCACAAAGCCUUAUUUUCUUUGAGGAAAAUAAAACAAAGUAACUCUUCAAUAAAAUGGGUCAUAGGCUCUUUUAGCAUGAAAUGACUGGAGCUUUGUGAUGAAGCACAUAUAAUCAACCAAUCAACCACAACACAAAUGACAGCUUCACAGGUCAAACAAUGUUGGCAUCCACAAUCACCCAUUUCAACAGCAAUUUCAUGACAAUCUAUAUUUAAUCUGGUUGAUUAUGAAAAAAUGAUACAGAUAUGAAUCUACAAUAAAAUAUCUUCUCUAUUUUCUA
Messenger RNA from Perognathus longimembris pacificus (Pacific pocket mouse), 4325 nucleotides. RefSeq names its product fibroblast growth factor 12 (gene Fgf12). Gene Ontology annotation, cellular component: cytoplasm. The coding region runs from base 1267 to 1998 and encodes 243 amino acids. Lineage: Eukaryota; Metazoa; Chordata; Mammalia; Rodentia; Heteromyidae. The record is from RefSeq and is a predicted model, not a curated record. The transcript is spliced from 5 exons. Gene Ontology annotation, molecular function: fibroblast growth factor receptor binding; growth factor activity. Gene Ontology annotation, biological process: regulation of cell migration; animal organ morphogenesis; positive regulation of cell population proliferation.